Messenger RNA from Rotaria sordida, 2055 nucleotides. The record is from the annotation of a GenBank genome assembly. Lineage: Eukaryota; Metazoa; Rotifera; Eurotatoria; Philodinida; Philodinidae.
AUGAUUAAAUCAAUGAAUUUCUCUUAUGAUUUAUGUUUAUUAACAUUUAUUUUUUCUACUGUCUAUUCCAAUAUAAAACCUACUAUUACAAAAGAUUGGUUAGUUGAAUUUCAUCAUCAAAUUGAACCUGAUGUUGCCAAACAUAUUGCUAAACGAUAUGCUAUGAUUUCUCGAGGACCGGUAUUAAAUGAUAAACAUUUAUAUCACUUUGUUGAUCUUAAACCAAUACAUCCUCAUGCACGUAAAAAACGUGAUAUUGCUCAAGAAAAACUUAUUCAACAACAUCAUCUUAUAAAACGAGCUAUUCAUCAAAUACCUCAUAUUCGUGUCAAACGUGGUUAUCGUUCAUUAGAUAAAGUUAAAGAUACUUUUUCAAAAUAUCAACAACCAAAUGAUCCUUAUUUUAAAUAUCAAUGGUAUUUGAAAAAUGUUGGACAAGCUGGUGGUAAACCUCGACUUGAUUUAAAUGUUGAAGAAGCUUGGGCACUUGGUUAUACAGGUAAAAAUGUUACAACAGCUAUUAUGGAUGAUGGUCUAGAUUAUACACAUCCUGAUCUUAUGCAUAAUUAUAAUGCAGCUGCCAGUUAUGAUUUUAGUAGUAAUGAUCAAUAUCCUUAUCCACGUUAUACAGAUGAUUGGUUUAAUAGUCAUGGAACACGUUGUGCUGGUGAAAUAGCUGCUGCAAAAGAUAAUAAUAUUUGUGGUGUAGGUGUUGCUUAUGAUUCAAUGGUAGCGGGUAUUCGAAUGCUUGAUCAACCUUAUAUGACAGAUCUUAUUGAAGCUCAUUCAAUGGCACAUGAACCAGAUUCGAUCGAUAUUUAUUCAGCAUCAUGGGGACCAGUUGAUGAUGGUAAAACAGUCGACGGACCACGACAUGCAACUAUGAAAGCAAUUGUCAAGGGUAUUAACGAAGGCCGUCGUGGUCUUGGUUCAUUAUAUGUAUGGGCAAGUGGUGAUGGUGGAUCAAAUGAUGAUUGUAAUUGUGAUGGAUAUGCUGCAUCAAUGUGGACAAUAUCAAUAAAUUCAGCUAUUAAUGAUGGUCGAACAGCACUUUAUGAUGAAUCUUGUUCAUCAACACUUGCAUCAACAUUUAGUAAUGGACGUAGUGAUGAUCCACAGGCAGGAGUUGCAACAACAGAUUUAUAUGGACAAUGUACUUUGAAACAUUCUGGUACAUCAGCAGCAGCUCCAGAAGCAGCUGGUGUAUUUGCACUUGUACUUGAAGCAAACCGUCAAUUAACAUGGCGUGAUAUUCAACAUUUAACGGUCUUAACAGCAAAACGUAAUCAAUUAUUUGAUCCAACAAAACAACAUUUAUGGCAUAUUAAUGGAGCUGGAUUGGAAUUUAAUCAUUUGUUUGGUUUUGGUGUUCUUGAUGCUGGUGAUAUGGUUCGACAUGCUAAAAAUUGGAAAUCAUUACCAACUCGAUUUCAUUGUUCAGCUGGUAAUAUAACUGGAAAACGAAUAAUUCCUGAAAAAGGUUCAUUAAAAUUAACAAUUAUUACAAAUGCAUGUAAAAAUACAAAAGAUGAAAUAAAUUAUCUUGAACAUGUUCAAGUAUUUAUUACACUUAAAAGUACUCGACGUGGUAAUACAGUUAUUUUUCUUACAUCACCACUUGGUACACGAUCAUUAAUUUUAAGUCGUCGUCCAUUAGAUGAUGAUUCAACAAAAGGUUUUUAUAAAUGGCCAUUUAUGACAACUCAUGCAUGGGCUGAACAAGCACAAGGUCACUGGACACUUGAAAUACGUUUUGAUAAUGAUGAUAAUAUUAAUGCACCAUUAACUAAACAACAAAAUCAAACAAUAAUUGAUAAAGAAAAAAGUCAAAAAUUAACAAUUGGUGAAUUUUAUGAAUGGUCAUUAGUAUUACAUGGUACAAAAAAAUCACCUUAUCAUCAACAAAUACCAUUAGAACAUCAUGGAAAUAAAAGCAAAUUAUUUAUUGCUAAACAAAUUCAUUUAAAUAAUUUUCAAGAUAAAGCUAAAUAUGUUAAAUUAUUAAAACAAGAUAAUCAAAAACGUUUAGGUAGUGAUGAUGAAAUUGUGAUGUAA